This is a messenger RNA of Oppia nitens, 528 nucleotides long. Its product is annotated as phosphatidylinositol N-acetylglucosaminyltransferase subunit P-like. The coding region runs from base 1 to 486 and encodes 161 amino acids. NCBI's taxonomy places the organism in Eukaryota, Metazoa, Arthropoda, Arachnida, Sarcoptiformes, Oppiidae. The transcript has a single exon. The record is from RefSeq and is a predicted model, not a curated record.
AUGAGUGAUUGGUUGCCGACAUCCGAUACAAGCAGUGGUCAUCCGAACGGCCAGAACGGGGACUCGCGUUCACCGAAUCCGAGUCCAAACACCGGUCGUUGUAUUUAUGGUUUUGUAUUGUUUUUGGUCUCAAUUUUGAUGUUUUUGUUGUACUUCUUGUACGCCAUAAUCACAACACAAGUGUUUCAAAGCAUAGGUUUGACUUAUUUUGAGCGCAAGUAUUGGUCGCUCGCAAUCCCGACACAGAUAUUGGUCUCAAUUGUGAUGUUUGCUGUCUGUCUCUACCCAUCGGUUAACUAUCUGUUCACUCCAUCACUCAAUCACUGCAACACUUUGUUUGACUCAAACACUCGCAACACAUCAUCAAUGAAGACAUCAUCGAUGGACACAAUGGAGACAAAAGAAGAGAAAAGUCAUCGCAAAGCUAUUCCUCCGAUUCAAGACUUGAAACCAGACUUUGUUUCACAACAAUUAUAUUUAAACUAAUUGUCGAUUCAAUUAAUAUUAAAUUUUUUUAUAUGAAUUACA